UUGGACAAAAAGAUGAAAAUGGUGGAAGUUGUGAGGUCCAUAUCGUCGUCGCUGAUGAGAAAUAUACUGAAACCAUUUGAGCGGAACCAUGAAAACAGCAAUCUUAGCUCCUUAUCUAAGGCAUCCAGAACACAAGAACAGCUGCUUACGAUGUCAUCUCCAACCGCAAAGAACACGGACAAAGGGGAGGAAUUCUUCAAUAAAACGGAAGCGUCACCAACGAACACAAGCACAUCAGCUAAGCCAGAGAAGUCCCUCAGGAAGUUUACGAAAGCAAGCACUACAACAAAAGAGGAUGAAUCAGAGGUAUUCGAAAGAGUAACUUUGAGCAUGCCGGAUUCGUGGUCAACUUCGCCAAAGCCAAAGCAAUUAAAAGAUGCUAUUUCCAAAAAGAUUAUUGUUGAACGAAAUGAAGAUGAUUCCGAUGCUGCGGACACCUCCAUUAUUGAAGCGAUUACCUAUCAAGAAAAUUCCGCCAUUUCCGACGAAGACGGAAGACCUCACACUAGAUGA
Molecule: messenger RNA, 513 nt
Organism: Strongylus vulgaris
Lineage: Eukaryota; Metazoa; Nematoda; Chromadorea; Rhabditida; Strongylidae
Source: the annotation of a GenBank genome assembly